AUGAAAUCUAUCAAAUGUUUGACUGUAGGUGAGAAUGCUGUAGGUAAAACAUGCCUACUCAUCAGCUACACAACCAAUGCAUUUCCUGGGGAAUAUAUACCUACAGUUUUUGACAACUACUCUGCUAAUGUAAUGGUUGAUGGAAAACCGGUCAAUCUGGGUUUGUGGGAUACAGCUGGUCAAGAGGACUAUGACAGGCUACGUCCGCUCUCCUACCCGCAAACAGAUGUCUUCUUAAUCUGCUUUUCCCUCGUGAGUCCUGCUUCCUUUGAAAAUGUCCGUGCUAAAUGGUAUCCUGAGGUGCGGCACCACUGCCCCAACACCCCCAUCAUUUUAGUGGGUACCAAACUGGAUCUCCGGGAUGACAAGGACACCAUUGAAAAACUGAAGGAGAAGAAGCUGACUCCUAUCACCUACCCACAGGGCCUUGCCAUGGCAAAAGAGAUCGGUGCAGUGAAAUACCUCGAGUGCUCAGCGCUUACGCAGAGAGGCCUCAAGACAGUGUUUGACGAAGCUAUCCGAGCAGUUCUCUGCCCCCCUCCUGUAAAGAAGAGGAAGAGAAAAUGUCUGCUGCUGUAAACGUCACCCUCCCCCACUCCAAACCCUGUGCUUUGCUCGAACAAUGGAGCAUUCACACUCAAUGCCAAGUUCUUCUGUUAUAAAUUAGUUCUCUUCUAUAAAUUCUUGAACCAAUCACCGAUUUCACGGUUUCAUUUGUUUAAAGUAUGAAAGUUACCUUGCAUCCUUCUAAAAGCAAACUCCUGAAAAGACAAACCUAUGUAAAGCCUUAUUUUUAAAAUCCUACUCUUGCUCAAUUAAGUGUUGCCAAACUUAUCUGCUGAACUAAGUUGCAUUGUUGUGCUACAAACACUAAGCACUAAACUGUUUUUUAAAAAUUCUUGAAAAUGACUCUAAUUUCUGGUAGGAAAUGCAAAAUCUUUCUAGUUUUUCACAGUAAGUAACAGUACCGUAUAAUUAGCAAAACACUGCACUCUUUUAUUACAAAAUGUUUUCUCAAUCCCCAGUCAUUGCAUCGUGUUGUGUGUCAAAGUGAAGUCUUUGACAAUGACUGACAGUCUUGAGUCACAGUGUAAAAUGCUUUAUCGUUGGUAAGGGCUUGGUUGCAAUCUAGUUCUUGCUGCUGUGAUUUAAAAAGAAAAUAAAUAACUAUUCUAACUGAAGUAUAUCUAGUCCUUUUGA
This is a messenger RNA of Merops nubicus (carmine bee-eater), 1200 nucleotides long. RefSeq names its product ras-related C3 botulinum toxin substrate 1 (rho family, small GTP binding protein Rac1) (gene RAC1). The record is from RefSeq and is a predicted model, not a curated record. The transcript has 7 exons. Bases 1 to 579 code for a protein of 192 amino acids. Gene Ontology annotation, biological process: motor neuron axon guidance; regulation of cell shape; cortical cytoskeleton organization. Gene Ontology annotation, cellular component: plasma membrane; cytoplasmic vesicle; cytoskeleton. NCBI's taxonomy places the organism in Eukaryota, Metazoa, Chordata, Aves, Coraciiformes, Meropidae. Gene Ontology annotation, molecular function: GTPase activity; protein kinase binding; GTP binding.